This is a messenger RNA of Neurospora tetraspora, 2229 nucleotides long. Its product is annotated as heterokaryon incompatibility protein-domain-containing protein. The transcript is spliced from 5 exons. Gene Ontology annotation, molecular function: protein binding. The record is from RefSeq and is a predicted model, not a curated record. The coding region runs from base 1 to 2229 and encodes 742 amino acids. Lineage: Eukaryota; Fungi; Ascomycota; Sordariomycetes; Sordariales; Sordariaceae.
AUGUCUCAACGACUGCACAAUACGGAGGGUUGGGAAGAUGAUAAGGGCCAAGAGCAGUCUCGCCCUGCACCUUUGCAACAAAUCUCCGCCGCCACCGCUAUGUCCGCUACCCGUAUGCCCGCCCCCGGGCUCCCAGCCGCUCCAGCUACCGGUUCUGCCGAUACAGAGACGUCCGCCGGCUACAAGAUUUCGUGGAAACAAUUCUUCAACAAACUCAUCUACUUCUUCCUAUCUAAAUUGGUCUGCAUGGAUAACAAAAGGCCGAAGCAGGUGGAAGUAGGCUUAUUUCUUUUCCUCCUACGACAUUUCAGAAUAACGCUAACACCUGUAAAGAAUCUGUAUUACAACGUUCUCCUGGCACGUGGCCAUGUUCGCUUGCUUCAACUAUUGCCGCAUGAAAACGAGGACACCGCAAUACACUGUCGGCUCUUCUGCACCACAUUGGACUCAAAAGGCACUCGUCCGUACGAGGCCUUAUCCUACGUGUGGGGCUCCGAGGCCAACCCUUGUUCCAUCUUUAUAAACGGGUGCGCCUUCACCGUCAGGGAAAACCUUUACGCAGCGCUGUUACAUCUUCGAGAUCACUCCAUUCAACGAACUAUAUGGAUAGAUGCUAUUUGCAUCAACCAAGGAGACAACGAAGAAAGAGGACACCAAGUUCAAUCUAUGGCGAAGAUCUACGCUAAAGCAAGUCGCGUAAUUGUUUGGCUUGGAAAGGAGGCAGCCGGUAGCGACCAAGCGCUCGAAGAAAUACGCAUCGCAGCCGAGCUUUCUAAAAGACGAUUAUACAAUAAAGGGGGAAUCCUUACACUGCUUGAACGACCGUGGUUUCAGCGCAUCUGGGUGCUUCAGGAAGUUGCCGCGGCUCGCCAUAUCCUGAUCAAGUGUGCAUUGAACCUGUCCAAUGAACUCCCCGCAGACUUGUGGGCUCAAAUCCUUUCGGUAACCUACCUCAUACGGGGCGCAAUCUUCCGGCCCAAAUACGUCUACGCAACCAGUCAGGCGGACAACUUUUCUCUUAACAUACGCCCUCUAGGCGAAUUGAUAGAGAUGUACCACACCCGCGAAGCUACGGAUCGUCUCGAUAAAGUAUAUGCCUUACUCGGUAUGAGCUCUGAUAAUCCAACCGCAGCAGGAUUAUUCGCCGACUACAACAUUUCGUGGAAACAACUCUUCAACAAACUCAUCCACUUCCUCUUAUCUGAAUUGGUCUCUGUAGACCUUUCGGACGAUAAGGAAAUUGCCGUCAUUGAGGGCAAGGGCUGCAUUCUUGGCGAAGUGUCCUCGGUCACGAGAAAUACUAUUUGGGAAGACAGACAAGAAGUGGUCAUUACUUGGAGGAAUGCCCCCAGCUAUAUUUGCGUGAAGGAAGCAUGGGGCUUUUGCUGGACCCUCCCGACCAUGGUAAAAUCCGUCCAAAAAGGAGAUCUCAUCUACCUUCUUCAAGGAGCGUCGAGACCUACGAUCCUCAGGCCAUACAACGAUCACUGGGCGGUUAUAAUGAUUGCAGUUUCCCCAGCAGGCGAUUCACAAGCUACGACCGGAGAUAUCAAGUGGUCAGAACUUUUACAAUCGAUAACAGUCUUUCCACACAAUUUUCUACUUAUCUGGGCUUGGGAUAUAGAUCCAGACAGGCAGCAAGAUAAAAACAACCAUGACUACUUGACAAGUAUUCCAGUACUAGAGCAUUCAAAGACAGAGUUGGAAGGUUGUCUAAAGGCGGUGACUAGGAUACGGAAUGUCAGAUUGGUAUUACAAGAAGUGAAACAGUAUGGAGUUGUAGUGAAGAAUCUUCGGGAAGAAACGGCGGUUCUUGAGAGGGCAUUGAGGAGCAUGGGCAACCUAAGAAAGACUUGCCUAGGUCCCGAAGAUUCAGAAAAGGAAGAUGCAAAGGAAACAAUGGACAAGGGCCAAUGGACGCUUUUAUGCUUGGCGGCAGGAAACGGGCAUAGGACAGUCGUAAAAUUGCUUCUCGACACCGGCAAGGUCAACUUGCAUAAGGAGGAGCUACGGACGGUGCAGUGGUUUGCGGCGCAAAAAGACUAUAAAGCGAUCGUUAAGCUGCUUCUCGAUACUGGCAAGGUUGACACAGAUCCUGAGGAUGGGGCUGGACAGACAGCGCUGUAUCAAGCGGUGAUAACUGGGUAUAAGGUAGUCGUUCAGCUACUUCUCGAUACUAGCAAGGUGCUAAGAAUGAGAAUGGACAGACAGCGCUGCAUAUGGCGGUAG